Molecule: messenger RNA, 3649 nt
Organism: Schistosoma spindalis
Lineage: Eukaryota; Metazoa; Platyhelminthes; Trematoda; Strigeidida; Schistosomatidae
Source: the annotation of a GenBank genome assembly
GUUAAAAUCAAACCUUUUGUUAAGAUCAAAUACUGAUUGGUUAAUUAUCUAAUUCCUAUAAAUUUGAAUAGGCUAUUCCAAUUAGGGUUUGUUGAUUUGCAUGUGUACUCGUGCCUGUGCAUUUGUUAUUUUUUAUUAUUUUUUUUCUCUAGUUGAUUGGUCGAAAUCGCUAUUGGUAUUCACAAUUCAAAUAUUAAGCUUGUGAUUUGCAUGUAUACCAACUUUGUGUACAUAGUAUGGCGUGUUUGAUACGUACUGUUUUUCCCAGAAAGGUGGAUGAUUCCAAUGGAUUAUGUUCGCCUAAUGUGGAUACUAACAUGCCUUUAGAAGAAAUUCCAAUGGAGGAGUCUGUCAGAAAUAUUUUAACUGAGGAACAAAUAUAUGAUGAUGAAUGGUCAAUUAGUAGAAAUAAAUUAUACUUUAUUGUCCAAUUUUCUGUAUCGGAUUCGAAUAAGAUGGAACGUAUCCUUGACAAACUAGCGUAUUUCAAUAUUGGAAAAACACUUGACUCGUCCAUUAUGGUUACAGAGCCCACGAUAAAUGUUCAAAAACGUAAUAAAGGAGAAAAAUCCGGUGUUAUAUCAUAUUCAGCAAUUCAAAACUUUAUUGGAACUCUGAAAUCACGAUUGUGUGUUGCUCAGGUUUACAACGAGAUUAAUCAACGUGGAUCGUUUGAUAUGAAUUAUUUAUGUUUCCUACUGUGUGCAGCUAUUGUGGCAAAUAUAGCUCUCGUAACCAAUUCUGCUGGCGUUGUAUUUGCAAGUAUGCUAUUAUCUCCUUUGAUGGAUCCAAUUAUGUGUAUUCUUUUUGGUUUGAAUUUACGUGAUCGUAAUAUGACAACUAAAGGUAUUCGUAACACAUCGAUUUCACUAAUUAUCUGUGUUAUGAUUGGAUUAACGUUUGGUUAUGUGGCACAUGCAAUUAGUGCUUUUCAAGAUGUUACACCAUAUCCCACAAGCGAGAUGGUUCAAAGGGGUGAACUACGAUCUUUUAUUGGAUCAAUGCUUGUAGCAGCAUUUUCUGGUGUUAGUGUUUCUUUCGCUAUACUAAGUAAGCGACUAUCAGCUUUAAUUGGGAAUGCAAUAUCACUUUCAUUAUUACCACCAGCAGUUAACUGCGGUCAUUUGUUAUUACUCUCUCUUCUGGCCAUCUCCACUGGAGAGAAACGUGAGUAUGAAACAACAACAGAUGUGGAAUCGAAUGUUACAGCCACAUUGCAUUAUUGUACAUAUCCAUGGAUUCGACAAUACGAAUUUAUCUAUAUGCGAAAUCAUUGUAAUGCUCCUUUGGAAUUCCUUUACGUUGGUUUAUCAAGCUUCUGUCUUGUAACAAUGAACAUCAUGUUAAUUCUAGUUACUGGAUAUACGGUGAAUAAGAUUAAAAAUCUGGUCCCACUUUCGUUUACAAAUGAAAUCACUCGGAGAUUUUAUCAAAAAGAUUUACGAGAGGUUCGUGAAAAUUACAAAUGUCUGCAUAAAUUUGAUGCAGCCGGUUUAGCCACUUAUGCAUAUAAUGAGUAUUUACGUUUAAAUAAAAUUAAUACACAUGAUGAUGAGCUAACAAAUUUGGAUAUUGAAGAUGCAGAUCAAAUUGCCAAUGACUUUCAUACAAUUAUGAAGGAUCUCAAAAAGGAUCCCUAUCUGCAAACUAUUACUGCAGAAACAACCCAAGGUGAUAACAGCUUCUUGAAGAGAUUUAUGGAGAAAUCCGACGAAUUAUCAUCGAGAAACGCUGUGAAACGAGUAAAAAAGCGCCAUACAUUUUGUUAUCCCGAUAAAAAGUCUAUGAUGUCCCAAGAUGAAACAGUUGGCAAUAAUAUUAAUGGCACUACAAAUAUUAAUAAAACUAUUAACACUACCAGUCGUCCUACGCUUGUCAAUAAACAUAUCAACAGUAACACAUGUCAUAAUCUUGACAACAGGAAUAAUAAUAAUGUUACACGAGUAAAGCUAGCGUCUGAAAUUAGACCCUCAAGUUUUGCUAAUGAAGUAAGUUGAUUUUACUGGUAAACAAAGUAAUAUUUUGUUGUGUCAAAUGAUAACAGAAAUAUUCUUUAUUAUUUUUUAAAUGGAUAAGUUGGUUAGAGAAAUGUUUGUAAAAUCUUAACGGUCUUUAAGAUUCACAUAUUAUUUAACAUUAUAAUCAAGAACUAUGGUGUACAAAUUGCUUCGUAGAUGUUGAACUAGUUCAUACAAGAAUGUGUGAUAUAUAAACCAAAUUGUUUGGUAAACUUGCAACAGAACUCCAUUUUAUGAUUAGCUUGAAAGAGACCAAACAAUCACUAAUAUUCUAUUUUUAUUAGCUAAUUAAUCGAUUUACCAUUAAAAUAUCUUACUAGAUAGUUUUAUCCACUUAAAUUUAAUAAGAAAUAUCAGGCUCAAUAAAGACUAGAAUCCCGAAUUACUACCUGACGAGAACCUUGUUUUUCUAGCGAUUUAUGACUGGGUUCAUCUUCUCUUUGCCGAUUUGUAAGUUUCCAAGUACCUAUAUGUGUAUAUCAUCGAGAAAACACAGAGAUCAUUUACUUUUUUCAACGGUAUUAAGUACCCUCAAUUUAGCUAGUAUGAUCUAUAAUUGUUUGUAGUCCUCAUUUAAUUUUAUCUUCUCCAAACUAUUUACCAGGUAUAUGUUAAUCGGAUAACAAAUAAACUAGUUGCUGGAAUAAACUACAUCCAACGAUUCCUAAAAGUGCUAUCACAUCUUCGACUGAUGUGACAUCAUUAAAAUUGAUAUAGAUAACUUCAAAACAAAAUGAAAAUAACUUAACCGCUCCUGUUAUUUUACUUCGAAGUGAUUUAACAAAUUCAAAUUAUGACCCGAAAAUUCGAAUAUUUUAAAAUGACAUUAUACCUUAAUAUCAGUUGACAAAGCCAUUAGUUGAUAGAUAGGUGAGUUUUCCACUUCCUAUAGUCUUCUGUAAUAAUUAUCGGUCAUUUUGGUUUGACUUUCCAAGUACCCUCAUGAAUUGACAAACAUAAAAUGUAAAGAUGGUUGGAAGGAAGUUUCGUGAUUUCCCGUGAUAUUCCUAUCAAGAACGUGAAUUAUAUCCAGUUCCGUUGUAGUUUUUUAGAGCUCAAAAAGAAUAUGGGUAUAGAUUUCAGAUUAGUUGAACAUAUUCCCGAGGGUCAUUAAACUUUUUAUUCGUUAUUUUUUUUCAAACAAAGUAGCUUGGAUAAUCAGUUAGUCAUAACUUUUACCUUUCUAAGCAGAUUUCUUACUCUUUUAUUCAUGAAAACUGAAAUAGAAUCUUAAAACAAAUGAUGUCCAGUUUUCACCAUUAAUUGAAAAGGGCAAAUAUCGAAAAUGUCCAAUGAUAUAUGAGAUUACAGAAUCGAAAAUGAGAACUUCCAGUUCUACAGGAAGAUUUGAAGUGGUGUCUGUAGAAUGUCAAUCAGAAUCUACAUAUGAUCCAGAACAGGAUGAUAAGGGCGAGAACAACACUAUGUUGAGAAGAAACGUUUGAGAAAACCAAAGUAAAAUAUAGAAAACAGCAACCAUCACAACAAAAUAUUGUUUACAUUACGGUUAUCUCAAUUUUAAGAUUUAUCUUUAAAAAAACAAGUGUCUAUCACUUCAAUUUUAUCAAAAAUAAAUCUAUAUUAGAUUGACUGAUUUAUCUAAUAAAAAGAUGACGAUUAUCAUUGUUUUU